AUGCUUCUGAAUCUUCGCAGGGGAAAAAGAUCACUAGGAAUCGUACUUUUAUCCCUUCAUAGAUCUGUUGGAUCUUGUCAAAACCAGCAAAUGGCAAUCAGUAGAAACACGACAAGACAGGAAGGGCGCACAUCAUAUGUGGACAUUGUCAAGAAUCGUCUUUCGACGCUGAAAUCGAGGUUCUUUUUUAAACCAGGCGACAUUGAAAUUUUAAACUCUCCUUUGGACUUUUAUGAUUCACUGAAACGAAAGAUCUCACUAGCUGAGAGAAGAAUAUUUAUGGCAUCGCUUUAUCUCGGAACAUCUCAAGACGAAUUAAUAAAUUGCAUAUCGGAAGCACUCCAAAGAAAACCUGAGCUAAAGGUUUAUUUCUUAGUUGACGGGUUAAGAGGCACGAGGGAAACUCCGAAUAAGUGCUCGGCUUCUCUUCUUGCCCAAUUAGUUCAGAAGCAUGGCGAUAGGGUUGAUAUAAGACUUUACCGCACUCCUGAAUUUACCAAUCUUAAGAAGGCCUUGAUUCCUAAGCGUUUAAACGAAGGGGUUGGUUUGCAACAUAUGAAGAUUUACGGAUUCGAUGAUGAAGUAAUUCUUUCCGGUGCAAAUUUGUCUACUGACUAUUUUACCAAUCGGCAAGAUCGUUACUACAUUUUUAAAUCAAAAUCCUUCUCUGACUAUUAUUUUAGGCUGCACCAGCUCGUUAGCAAGAUCAGCUACAAAGUCUUGUACUCUACUUCUCUUCAAAAAUACUCAAUGGUAUGGCCGAGUUCCAACUUGACAGUUGAGCCGAUCUCUAAUAGGAAGACAUUUUUGAAUGAUUGUUCCAUCGCUUUUCAGAAGUUUCUUAAUGAUCCGGGUACAGAGAAUAGAUCUCAUGCUGAGAAUCAAACAGAAUAUCCUACAGUUGUCUAUCCUGUCUCUCAAUUCACUCCCCUUUUUGGAAAAAAUGCGGACCAUUCGACUGAGAAAAGAAGUAUUUUAAACAUUUUAUCUUCAAUCCCAAGCUCAAAUGUGCGAUGGACAUUUACUGCUGGCUAUUUCAAUAUGCUGCCUGAGAUAAAAAAACUACUUAUUGCAUCUCCUUCAAAACAGGGCUGUGUAAUUACAGCGUCACCUUUUGCGAACGGAUUUUUUGAGUCGAAAGGUGUUUCUAGUCAUUUACCAGACGCAUAUUUACACUUGUCUCAUAAGUUUUUAAAAGAAGUCGAAGAAAACGGCAAAAGUGCUGAGAUUUCUCUGAAAGAAUGGAGGAAAGGAAUAGUUAAUACACCAGGAGGAUGGUCUUACCAUGCUAAGGGUAUAUGGCUUUCGGACAAUGAUGAGAACGAUACCCGCCCCGCAAUAACAGUUAUUGGGUCCUCUAAUUAUACUAGGAGAGCGUAUUCAGUAGAUCUGGAGUCUAAUGCGAUCAUUGUGACCAGAGAUUCGGAUUUGAAGCAGAAGAUGGAAGCGGAGAUUGAAAAGCUGCAAGCUAAUACGAGUGAUGUCACUUUAAGUGAUUUCCAGAAUGAUUGUACUCGUAAAGUCAGCCCUGGCGUUCGCAUGGCCACUAAAAUCCUAGGCAAAAGGCUAUAA
Messenger RNA from Lachancea fermentati, 1572 nucleotides. The record is from the annotation of a GenBank genome assembly. Lineage: Eukaryota; Fungi; Ascomycota; Saccharomycetes; Saccharomycetales; Saccharomycetaceae.